Messenger RNA from Solea senegalensis (Senegalese sole), 652 nucleotides. RefSeq names its product thioredoxin-like. The transcript has 5 exons. Bases 126 to 449 code for a protein of 107 amino acids. Gene Ontology annotation, molecular function: protein-disulfide reductase activity. The record is from RefSeq and is a predicted model, not a curated record. Lineage: Eukaryota; Metazoa; Chordata; Actinopteri; Pleuronectiformes; Soleidae.
GCGUUGUUACCUAGCUUGAUUCGCUGCCAUAAAACCACGGCGUGUUGCUAAGUAGAGAUCACAGAUUAAUUUACUAUCUUCAUCGCCGGUUAUUCUUCAGGAGAAACAACCACUCUGCUGUCACGAUGGUGAAAAUGGUGGACGAUCUCGACGACUUCAAGAAACAGAUGAAGAAUGCCGGAGACAAAGUGGUGGUGGUGGACUUCACGGCUACAUGGUGCUCCCCCUGCAAAAUGAUUGCCCCAAUUUUUGAAGAGUUGGCAGAAAAGUAUACAAACAUGGUUUUCCUGAAGGUGGACAUGGACGAGGCUGAAGACGUUGGUGAAGAGUACAACGUUACUAGCAUGCCCACAUUCAUCUUCAUCAAGAAUACUAAAGAGUUGGAGCGGUUCUGUGGUGCAAACGGAGAUAAACUGAAAGCUAAAGUGGAGGAGUUUUCAAAACAGUAGUUCCAACCUUUGCACAAAAAGCUGUUCAUCUCUGUCCACAUCUGACAUUUCCUGUAUAAUAACCUCUAGGUCCACUAUCAUUAUAUACAUUUGUCUCCAUUUCUGCAAGUCACUGUCUCAUCAACCUGUUAAAUUCUGUAUCAACUGAGACUGAAUUACUUUGUGAAUUUAACAUGGUUGAAUUAAUAAAUGAGAUGAAGAUG